Messenger RNA from Python bivittatus (Burmese python), 2970 nucleotides. NCBI's taxonomy places the organism in Eukaryota, Metazoa, Chordata, Lepidosauria, Squamata, Pythonidae. The record is from RefSeq and is a predicted model, not a curated record.
ACCAGCCGCUUCUUGUGAGCGCCGCAAACCAGGAUGUUACUAAUCGUACGCGGGUUUUAUCUUUUCGGCGGAGGUUUCAGUAUGCAGGAAGUCAGCAGACUUUGAAAGGGAGUGCCGUGUAAACAUGAUCAGCCAUUAGUUGCUGCAGAUCGGAUCGACGCUGGUCCAGAAACGGAGCUGGGUUCAAGAGUUACAAAGUAUUUACAAGGUGGAGACUCUCAAGUUGAAUGCUUAGGUCUUUGUGAAGGACAUCUGCCCUGCUAAUACUUGGAAAGAGCAAAAACAUGAAUGAUUAACAAGACUUUCCAAAACGUGCUGAUUUGAAGGCUACGGAAUCUUACGAUGGGCAUUAUGCCUUCUUGGAUUAUUAUUUCGAGGUCCACUCUUGCCACUUUGCCUGGAAGAGGACGCCUAUAUUCCAGAUACGUCCUGACUCAGAAUCAAGUAGCAUGGAAGAGUUUGUUUGCCAGAGGUCGUUCAAAUUGGUUUCUAGCGGGCUGCAGUUGCAACAUCAAUAAUACUUUUCCUCUGAGAAAAGCGUUCCGACAUACCUCCACAGAAGAAGAAGACUUCUCCUUCCAUCUGACACCGUCACAGAUCGAUGAGGUCUUAAGGGCAAGUGAGUUGUCCUACACUGUCCCUGAGUUUGAUGGGAAGAACCUCAGCUCGGUACUGAAAUUUGAGUCCAACCACUUGGGAGCCAACGUGCCCAUAGAAGACCGCCGAAGUGCUGCAACAUGUUUGCAGACAAGGGGAAUGAUGUUCGGGGUCUUUGAUGGCCAUGCUGGCUAUGCCUGUGCUCAGUCGGUUAGCGAGAGGCUGUUUUCUUACCUUGCUGUUUCUCUUCUGCCUCGGCAAACACUGGAAGAGAUUGAAUUGGCCAUGGAGUCUAUGAAGCCAGUUCUGCCCAUUCUUCAGUGGCACAAGCACCCCAAUGACAGCUUCUUCCAUGAGGUUGCUUCCCUGUACCUGGAGCAGCUCAGAGUUUAUUGGCAAGACUUACUGAACCCGUACACAGAACUUGGACUAACAAUGGAAGAAGUUUUGAUCAGUGCUUUUAAAAGGCUGGACUCAGACAUAUCAUUGGAAGUUCAGGCACCUUCAGAAAAUGAACUGCUGAAAAAUAUAGCUCUUCAGGUGGCUUUCUCGGGUGCAACUGCCUGCGUAGCUCAUGUUGAUCAGGUUCAUCUGCACGUUGCAAAUGCUGGGGACUGCAGAGUGAUCCUGGGAGUUCAAAACUCGAAUGGAACAUGGUCUGCUUUACCCCUUACACGAGAUCACAAUGCUUUCAAUGAGUCAGAAAUCUUGCGGUUAAAAAGUGAGCACCCAGCUUCUGAAGGGGACACUCUCAUUAUGAACAACAGAUUGCUGGGAGUCCUUAUGCCCUCCAGAGCUUUUGGAGACGUCAUGUUCAAGUGGAGUCAGGAGCUGCAGCAGAGUGUCCUUAAAAACCACUGCAACCUGGAGGGUUUACACAUUUAUGAGUAUGUCCCUCCAUGUUACCAUACACCCCCUUAUUUAACUGCUGAACCAGAGGUCACUUACCACAAAAUAAGGAGGCAAGAUAAAUUCUUAGUUCUUGCUUCUGAUGGCCUGUGGGACAUGUUGAGUAAUGAAGAGGUGGUCCAGCUCAUUGCAAGCCAUACAGUUGAACCUGAUGUCCAGAAAACCCAGCUUGCUUUUAAGAAACCAACCAGUCUGGGGUAUGUGCAAGACCUACUGCUUCGGAGGAAGGCCAGGACUGUCCAGCCCUGUGACCAGAACGUGGCGACCCACCUUAUCCGACAUGCCAUUGGCACUAACGACUAUGGGGAGAUAGACCAAGAAAAACUUAUGGCAAUGUUGACUCUUCCUGAUGAUUUGGCACGCAUGUAUAGGGAUGAUAUCACUGUUACAGUGAUCUAUUUUAAUUCAGAUGUAAUUGACAGAUACUACCAAGAGGAUGAAGAAGGAGCCUGAGGCUUCUGAAUUCUGAGAGUCAGUAGGGUUUAUUUCAAAUUCCUAAAAAUACUCUUGUACGGGAGCCCCUGCCCAUAAAAUCUGUGCCCUGGCUUUGGGAGACUGAGUUUAGCUCUCUCUAAGCUUCGAAUUCCUGUAAAAAUCAAUGCAUUUUUGACUUGUAAUAUUAUUUUUGGGCAAUAAUUUGAUUUUAGUGGAAUACUUGGGUUUUGUAGCAAAUCAGGUGCCUGGGAGAGGGUGGUGCUAGUUGCUUAAUGUGAAACCUAAAACAGGUAGCUAGAGAUGUGUGGACUCUGAGCAGCUUGUGAUGAUCAACAUUUCUAAAACAGAUUGGCAUGGCAAUGGUGCUCUUCGUCUAUGAGCUCUCCAAAAUUGUCAUCAGUGAAAAGGUUGAAUAAGAUGAAUUAUUUUAUGCUAGGUGCAUUUCUGAGAUCGAUUUGGGUUGCGGUGGGGUUGGGGAUUCCAAUCCAUACAACCUGAGUUGUACUGAAAUCCAGAGAAGCAGCUUCAAAGAAAAGUAUUCUGAGCCUCUCAAAGAAUUAUGGCUUGUGUCCAACAGUGACCUUCUGCCAGGAAAAUGUCCACCUGGGCUAGGUCAAAUCCCCCAGCCCCUGGAGUUCCUUAAGAUACAGCUGCUUUCAUAGGAUUGUGGAGGGUCAUUGAAACACUUCCCUGAAUGCAAAUUCAUUUCUGCAAUGCUGAAUUUUGUUUUCUGUUCCCAAGUCACCAGCAGAGAUUGCCAAGUGCUUCAUUGUAUGAUGUCAAUAGGGAAGGUUUCUUUCAGCUGUUUAAACAGUGUCCGAUGCGAUGAGCUUUCCUCCGUAGCUUUCUGCUUGAAGCCCAGCAACCCCUUUUCUUUUCUCAUCUGACGCUACAACUGUUCAUAUGCUGCAUUAAUUGCUACUUGAAUACUUGCAGAUAGUACUUCAGGGAUUUCAAACUCUUCUUGAUUGCUUCUGGUACCAUAGCAAGUCUUAUGUGAGUGCCUCUUGUUGUCUUAAAAAAAAAAAA